AUGGGGUUUUUCUACUUCUUUAAUUGUAUGGCUCUCGCUGGUGGACCUCAUGUCCUUGCUUACAGAGCUGCUGGAUUAAAAGAGCACGAUGCAUUUUGGCGAUGCAUCCAGGUCAUACUUAUAUACGGGGUUUUUCAACUGGCAAGGAUGUUCCUGGCAACAUUGGUAUAUUUCAACUUUGAUACGCUGUCACCCGCUGGCCUAUUUAAUUACGAACUGCUGGGAGUUUUGAUUAAUUUGCUUGCCGUUCGUUUCACGUAUUCUCGUAUGUUUGGUCGAAGCGAAAUCGCUGUUUUUCUCGGAUGCAUUGGCUGGUCAUAUGGAGACUUGAUUUUCACAAAAAUUGUUCCUAUCUGGACUGGAACCCGUCUUCUGGAGUUCGAUUGGGCUUAUAUUGCCUUGAGUCUGGACGCCAAUUUCGAGCUGAUUUUUAACUUUGUCAUUUUUCUGACACCGUGGUUACUGAUGCGCAAGGGGCGAAAUGUUCUGGCCACUUGCGUCUCAGUUAUUAUCUUCAUCGUCGCUUGCUUUCAUCUCUCCAUUUUUGGGCUCAUCGAACAACAGACCGAAAACCUUUUCUACGUUAUCGUAGUAAAGUUGCUUUUUACGCUCUCGGUGGGCUUCGUUGGUCUCCUGUUGAAGAUCACCUGGACCACUGAAGCCUCGUACGAGUCAAAAAAGCAGUCGGACGACCCUCUAUCUCUAUUCAAGCACAUCAAUAAAUGGGGCACCCUCCGUCUACAAACUCUUCGCAACGCACUGACGAAUGCAAGUACUCAACGCACCACACUGGGACGCAGAAAUGGCUAA
Echinococcus granulosus is the source of this 810-nucleotide messenger RNA. RefSeq names its product Transmembrane protein. The coding region runs from base 1 to 810 and encodes 269 amino acids. The transcript is spliced from 6 exons. Lineage: Eukaryota; Metazoa; Platyhelminthes; Cestoda; Cyclophyllidea; Taeniidae. The record is from RefSeq and is a predicted model, not a curated record.